AAAUGUCCCAUUCGUGGCCCUGUACGACGCGUGCUGUGGAGAGCUUGAGGCGCGACCGACACAAACACACGCGUGUCCGGAGCGCGUUCAUAUCCCCAGAGUUUCUUCAUCACAUCUUAUUUAUCUAAAGGAGCAGCAGAGAGUUUGUUUGAUAACGCGCAGUCAUGUCUGAUACGCGCAAGAGGAGCAGGAAGCGCUUCGCCGGGCACGCGCACAAGAAACAGAAGGGCUCCCGACAGCUGGAGGUGGGCGCGCAGGGGGUGCUCAUCACCUGUAACAUGAACGAGCGCAAGUGCACAAGUGAAGCCUUCAGCCUCCUCAACGAGUACGCGGACGCGCUCUACGGCCCUGAGCAGCCCACAGACAGCCUCAGUGAGGAUGAGGAGGCUGAUGAAGACGCAGAGGCUGCUCUGAAGAAGGAAGUGUCUCAGAUACAGUCGUCCAUGAAGACGCAUCAGCAGAGGUUCACAGCGGUCGACAGCGGAGCCAAUAACGUGGUGUUCAUUCGCACGCAUGGAGUCGACCCAGAGAAGCUGGUUCAUCACAUCCUGUCGGACCUACAUCAGACGAAGAAGAGGAAGUCGCGCGUGAUCCUGCGCAUGCUGCCGGUCAGCGGCACGUGUCGAGCGUUUCUAGAGGACAUGGAGACGUUUCUGAGCGAGUAUCUGGAGCGCUGGUUCAAAGCGCCGCUGCGGGCCACCUACCAGAUCUGCUUCAAAGCCCGAAACAGCAGCCACAGCAAGAGAGACGACAUCAUCAAAGCCGUCGCUGGUUUGGUGGGUAAGAUGAACCCGCUGAAUAAGGUGGAUCUGACCAACCCUGAGCUGAGCAUCAUCAUAGAGAUCAUCAAGAGCAUCUGCUGCGUCAGCGUCGUCACCGACUACACGCUCUUCCGCAAGUACAACCUGCAGGAAGUGGCGAAAGAGCCCACCAAUCAGAGCACAGGCCCACAGGAAGCAGCCAAUCAGACGCAGGGGCACGAGUGUGGAGAGAGAGCAGAGGGCGACGACGUUUCCGCCGGCAAUGGGAGGAAGGAGGCGGAGCUUGAGUGAACUGUGGCUGCGCAGACGCGGCGUUUUUAAAACCAUUUUUACGCUGUUUGUGUUCAGGCUUUUGUUUUUUAAGCAGUGUUUCAGUGUCAGCAGGUUCCACACUGUAAUUUUGGUUUUUACUUCUGUUUGUUGGUGAUGUUUGUAUGGUACUCUCUGAGUUAUUUUGGACACGUUUUUCUCUGAAAAUACGACGAGGUAUGGAAAUGAAAUAAACAACUGAAGUCA
Molecule: messenger RNA, 1277 nt
Organism: Ctenopharyngodon idella (grass carp)
Lineage: Eukaryota; Metazoa; Chordata; Actinopteri; Cypriniformes; Xenocyprididae
Gene: thumpd1
Product: THUMP domain containing 1
Exons: 4
Coding region: 165-1052 (295 amino acids)
Biological process (GO): tRNA modification
Molecular function (GO): RNA binding
Source: RefSeq, a predicted model, not a curated record